Chiloscyllium plagiosum (whitespotted bambooshark) is the source of this 14160-nucleotide messenger RNA. RefSeq names its product apolipoprotein Ba (gene apoba). Gene Ontology annotation, biological process: lipid transport. The record is from RefSeq and is a predicted model, not a curated record. Gene Ontology annotation, molecular function: lipid carrier activity. NCBI's taxonomy places the organism in Eukaryota, Metazoa, Chordata, Chondrichthyes, Orectolobiformes, Hemiscylliidae.
UGCAGAGACUAUAUAAAUACUGCGCCAGGAACAGUCACUUCAGCAGGGGGAGAUUAUCCAUCAGCUCAACAUGAGCUUCAUCAUGAAGCUCUGUUUUCUGCUGCUGUUCGGGUGUGUGGUUUUAACACAAGGAAAAUCUGAAGACAGAAGAACGUGUUCAAAGCAGAAAACCCGCUUCAAAAAUCUUAAGACGUAUUUUUACAACUAUGAAGCUGAAACCUCCAAUGGAAUAGUUGGGACUGAAUAUUCACGCUCUGGUGUCCGAAUAUCUUGCAAAGUGGAACUUGAGGUUCCUCAGUACUGUGCUUACACCUUGCGGGUAAAUGCAUGCAACCUGAGGGAAGUGCAAAGCAUCAAUCCUGAUGGCAAACCUGUCUUUGAGCUUUCCAGGAACUCUGAAGAGUUUCAGCAAGCAAUGUCCAAGUAUGAGCUGAAAUUCACAACAGUACAUGGGCAUAUGGAUGUCAACCUCUACCCAAAUAAAAGUGAACCAACCAACAUUCUCAACAUCAAGAGAGGAAUCAUUUCUACUCUUCUGGUGCCAGUGGAAUCUGAUGAAGAUGUACAGACAUUUAACACACCUACUGUUUAUGGAAAUUGCACAAGUGAAGUCACAGUGAACAGCAGAGCAGGGAGUGUUGCUACUCAUAUUACAACUGGAAGAGAUCUUACUGCUUGUAAUAGAUUCACACCAAUUGCAGAGCACAGGAGUCCUUUGGCACUGAUUACAGGGCUGCAUGUACCUGUGGUGAACUUGUUGAGCAGUUAUCAAUCUUGCAGCUAUUCGCUUGAUACGAAGAAGCAUAUAAAAGAAGCUACCUGCAACGAAAAGCAUAUGUUAUCGCCUCUAACACAGGAAGAACAGUACGGAGCUGUGUCAUACGUAAAGCAAACACUUAAACUAGAAAGUUUAAUGGCAACUAAUAACAGACACUUUACGAAAGAUGAAUCGAUAAUCAGGAAAGAAUUGGCUUUGGAGCACACUGAGAGUAGGGUAAAGAAUGCAGACUCUGCAACAUUGGCUUUACAGAAUCUGGUCAGUCUAUCUGAGAGUGGUCAGGAUGAAGAAAGAGCCAGUCUGUUCCAAACAUUUGUUGUUGAAUUGAGGGAGUUGGAGAAAGAUGCACUUGAGGCUGCUUUACCUAAAUUCUUCAAAAUGGAAGUGCCCAGGUCUGUUACUGUCCAAGCACUUCUGCAAUGUGGCACUCCGGAGUGUUUUUCUGCAGUUCUGAAACUACUACAAAAUGAACCAGUCCCUCCAUUGGUGGCAGAUGCAGUUACCUAUGCCAUAGCACUUAUGGCUUCACCAUCUGAAAGUAGGAUAAGUGAUGUCCUUAAUCAGGCAAAGGUCCGGCGAACACGGGGUACAUUUUAUGCCUUGAGCCACGUAGUAAGGAAAUUUUAUGAGGAAACACAGUCUGUAGUACCAGAACUGAAGGCAGUUGCGAAUUACCUGAUGUCCAUACUUGGAAGUGACUGCUCUGGUGAUGAAGACACAAUUUACCUGACUCUAAAGGCACUGGGAAACAUGGGACAGGCAAUGGAGAAUGCAAAUCCGGAAAUUCAGCAAACUCUUAUAAGAUGUGCUAACAACGCUAAAAUCUCCUCCAAUAUUCAACAAGCUGCAGUUCAAGCUUUCAGAAAAAUGAACUUGGCUGAUGAGAUUCGCAAUGCACUUCUUCGAAUAUACACAGAUGAAAACUCCCCUGUGCUGAAGAGACUAGGAGCAUAUCUUAUUGUGAUGAAAGAUCCAUCAUCAGCUAAUCUAAGAAGAAUCAUCAGAAAUCUAAAAGAGAUUAAAAAUGAACAAGUUGAAAGCUUUGUUUCCACCCAUUUGAGAAAUAUUCUCAAAUCUGAGUCUCCUGCUGUCCAAGUGCUACAAAAGAAAUUAUCAGAUUCUCUAGAAGAUAAUAAGAUCAGACCACCAAGGAAUGUUAAGAGGCUUUCUAGAAACUAUGAUCUGUAUAAAAAGUUUAAAAUUCCAAGAGUAAAGAAUCCUUUGGAAGCUGGAUUACAAAGCAAUGUAUUUUUUGAGCCAGAAAAAGAUAUGCCAAGUGCAGUAAUGCUGGAAACCACUUUAAAUAUUUUUGGUCAAUCCAUUGAUUUUUUUGAGCUUGGUCUGGACGGCAGUGGACUUGAACCGUCCCUGGAGGCAUUAUUUGGACCGAAAGGAUUUUUUCCGAACAGUGCAAUGAAGGCACUAUACUGGGUGGAUGGUAGAGUUCCAGAGAAGGUAUCACAAAUGCUGUUUAAUUGGUUUGGAAUCAAUAAAGAGGUUGAAGAGUCGAACCAAAACCUAAUGAAGGAGCUGUCACAAAAUUUCAAAAAUAUGAUAAAGGAGCUUGAAAGCCAAACACCAGAAGUACAUGCUUUCUUGAGAAUAUUUGGAAAUGAACUGGGUUAUGUUAAAGGCAGUGAUUUCAAGCUAUUGGGACAAAUGAUGUCGAAAAGUUUCCAACUAUUCCGAAGUCUACCAGCAAAGCUUAACCAAGCCUUACAAAAGGGCAUGUUUGCUCACUACAUCUUCAUGGACUCUCAGUUUAAUCUCCCCACUGGAGCUGGACUUCCUCUGAAACUGUCUAUGUCAGGUACAAUUGGAGCUGGUGGAAAAGCAGGGAUAAAAUAUGAAGGAAAGAAGAUUGAAGGUCUGAUCAAGCCAAAAGUUGCAAUUGAACUUGUGGCCCAGAUGGGAGUCAGUGUACCUAAUUUUGUCAGAAAUGGAAUACAGUUGAAUGCUAAUUUGUAUCAUGAAUCUAGUUUUGAGGCCCGGAUCAGGAUGAAUAACAACCAGAUAAAAUUGAACAUUCCUGCACCCAAAGAGCAAGCCAAACUCUUAAAUAUUAGAUACAGACGAUCUCUGAUACAUAAUAUAAAAACUGACAAAAUUGAAUCACUCUUCAAUAAUGAAGAAGGGUGGUCAGAAUGCAAGACAUUGUUACCAAUGUUUGACAUUUGCAGUAAUAGGAGACACACAGAAACAGGUUUACUUAGAAAAGCACCCAGUUAUCCACUGAUGGAAGAAUCAAGGUUAGUAGUCUAUAUUCGACCAAAAGGUACAGUGGAAAGUUUUUCUGCAUCAGCAACUUAUCAAUCACAAACAAUUGAUGAAGAUUUGGAACACUCAGUUACGUUUGUUGCUCAGGCUGAAGGCACUGAAAAUAUGGAAGUUUCAGCAGAAAUUAAGUACAACGCUAAUAAGCAAGUACUUACAGGAGAUGUUCAGAUUCCAAAAUUUGACCUGGAAGUAGGUGUGAAACUAGGAGCUGAAGACAAAUCUGCAUCGACAAGAAAUGCAUACAUUGUUAAAUUUGAUGUCACAAACAAAAAAGUGCCUGAAAUGACCCUGGUUGGCCGUGCAAGUUACGAUAAUGAACGGAAAGAUCUUUCACUGGAGUAUCUCUUCACCAUUCCCAACUUUGACAUAAAUGCAAAUAUUGGAACUCAGAUUCGACUUCCAUCUGAUGAGUGGUUCACUGCAUUGAAUGUAGAAGCUUCAAUACCACAUUUAAAGGCUUCUCAUGAAACUAACUUUAAAUAUGGUGUCAAGAACAUUCAAGUUGCAUGGAGCUCAGAUGUAAGUUCUGAUCUGAAACCAAUUAAUGAGAAAAUCACAAACAUCAAAACGCUUGACAUGUCUGAAUACAGGCACACUAUAAAUGGUUAUCGUGACAGCUUCCUCGAUUCGAAAGUUCCUCAAACUGAUAUGACAGUGAGGCACAUUGUUUUCAAGUUAUUUAAGGCUAUCAAUAAUUUAUUACAAAAGUCUGACAAUCUGCAGUUUCUACAGAAAAUAGAUUUCAAAGAAAUAGAAACAUACCUUACUCUUCCAGAAAACCUAUAUUUGAAGAGUUAUGGAUCUAUUGCAGGCACAUUUAGCAAUGAGAAGAAGAUUAUUGAAGUUCCAAUUCCUUUUGGUGGAACAGAGAGAGAAUAUCCAUUUUAUUCCAAAUUAAUGGAUUUAAAACUGAUGCUUACGAAGGUGUUUGGAGGUCAAUUAAAUGAAAAUGACAAUCCACCAAUAACUUCCACUCCAACUAUUACCAUUCCUAAAACAUACAAUCUGCAAAUUCCUUUAAUUAAAAGGUUGCAAUUUUCCACCAACAUGAACAGUAAUUACUACAAUUGCUCCUCUAAGUUCACGGCUGAAUACAAUUCAAAGAAAGACAGAAGGAAAUAUUCUACUAAAGUAGAUAUUCAUGCAGUCUCAGCAUUUGAUUUUCUGUCCUAUCAUCUCACAGGUGAAACACUUUUAAAUCAACAGACCAAGGACACGUUUACUCUCAAUGUUGCUUCUAAAUUUCAACACAAACUACUAGAGUCUCAAAUCAAGUUCAAUCUUAUGAAUCAGACGAAAACUGAAAUGAACUAUGAAUGGGAUGCAGUCAGUAACUUAGGAAUAGAAGCCUCUUUGCAUUCAUCAUUGAAGGUUGCAAAUGAAUAUUCACUUGUAAAGAUAGAAGGAACAGCAAAUGGAGUUUUAAAUAUCUCUUCAUAUGACUCUACCUGGACUUACAGAAUGUCGCAAAUGAUUGAUAGGAAUACUGCUGAAUUUAGUGGCGAUUCUGCUUCAAACUUUAAUUCAGCAUUGAUUCAAGUUAACAACAAGAUGGUUAAUAGCUACAAAAACAAUAUUUUCAAGUUUGAAUCAACCACUGAUGGAUCAUGCUUACAUUUGAAAAAUGUCAUAGGAGUAACAGCAAGCACUGAGAAAUUUGAACUGAUCUGUAAUACUUCAAGUCAUUCCGAUAAUGGGGACGUCAGCAGUAAGAUAAAAUUGACUUACGAUAUUGCAGAGCUUAAGAUGGAGAACAAUCUGAUAGCUGAAUUGUUUGGUGUUUCCUUAAAAACAGAAGAUGAACUUACUUAUGUUAAUGAUCAACUUUAUCUCUUGUUGAAAACAGAAGGAAAAUACAACCAGAUGGCUGCAACCAACAGCCUGAGUCUUUCAGUAUUUGAAAAGCAUGUUGUAGCUGAACAUAAAUGGAAUGCCCAAUAUUAUGCCAAGAUGUUCCACAACAGCUUGAUUGGUACCUUUAAUAAGGACGGUCUUGAAGUAAAGUCCAAUACUGGCUUCCCUGGUGUAACAAACGUAGGAAUUCUGAAAAUUGCUAACAGUGGUUUAUCAACUGAAGUGUACUCAAGUAUGGAAAUAUAUUCUUUCAUUGUGAAGCAAAAAUUCAAAACAAUCAUUAAUCAAGAUGGAGCUGUCAUGACCAUUGGUAUCAAUGAUCAAACAAAUAAUUUAAUUAACUUGAAUAUUGAAGGAAAAGCAAAAAGUACUGGAAUAAAUGCCAACAGUUUUUAUUCAAGUGUUACUUGGGAAACUAAUGCAACAAAUAGCAUUGAUCUCCAAUUUAACAAAGAGAACGGGUUGAUACUCCAUACAAAAACAGAGGCAUUUUUCAAAGAAGCUCAAUUUAACCAUGUACAUCACCUUGUUAUUGGUUCUUGGGCAUUAGCUGCAGUGGACACAGUUGAGGCUGGCAGCUCUUCAGAUUCUAGUAUCAAAUACCAGCAAAGAUCUGUAUUGCGCAUGCAACCUUUCAUAGCUUCAAUCAGUUUUGAUAACAGAUUCAACUAUCAACAGUUAAUUGCUUCUCACAAUAUGCAACUUUCACUUGAACCUUUAAAGUUUGAAUUUCAGGGUGAAUUGACGGGAUCACAGGAUGAAAAUCAUGUGGAUCAUAGGUACAUUUUGAAAUGUGCUGAUUGGAAGGCUUUAUUAAGUGCAAACACAACUGGAAAAUUGGAAUCUAUGAAAAUUAACCAGAUGCUGAAUUUGGAAAUUAAUGGAUUUUCUGCAAAAUUCUUAAGUGAUGCAUUAUUCAAAGCAGGAGCACUACAGUUUCACAAUAAGGUACUCUCUACAGCUAUACCAUUUGUGUUCGCAUUUGAAGCUGAUACCUCUGCUAAAGGACUUAUUAAUGUCUGGGGCUUCCACAAUGGAGAGCUUAGCAACAAGGUCCAAAUGAAGGCUGAGCCAUUAGCACUUGCACUUCAUCAUAACUUUAAAGGAACUUCUGAGCAUAAAGUGCCGGAUCAAAGAUUGCUAAAGUCCCUUCUCGAAAGCAAUUUAAAUGUUUUGUUCAUUCCAACUGAGCAGACAAGCAAGUGGUCACUAAAGAGUCGGUUAAACAAUAAUACUUACGUGCAAACAAUUGACGCCUACAAUAAUCCAGAAAAAAUUGGGAUAGAUAUUGCAAAUGCUGCGGAGGUUGACUUUAGUUUUCUAGUCCCCUUGAAGGAGGUUUAUUUCCUUCCCUUUGACAUACCAAAUUCCGUUGACCAAAGUGAGCUUCAGAAAUUUCAAAUUUCAGGCAAUUUGAAUUAUGACAAAAAUGGGAAUGUUCAUGUUAUUAACUUACCAUUCUUGAAAAACCUGCCCCUUCACCUUAAGUCAUUUCUGAAAAGCAUUCAGAAUCACUUGAAGGAAAUUAAAGUGAGUCAAUUUGUCCAGCAGUGCAAGAAAGGAUUAGGCCAAAUGAAUGAUUUCAUUAAGGAUGUGAAUUUAAACAUCACGUUUAAUGAUGCAAGAGAUAGAUUAUUAACAUUGGUAACAGAGAAUCAAUUAGUUGAACGCUUUCAGUUUGUUCUAAUGGAGUUUCACAACAGUACAUUUACCACACUGUAUGAAGUUAUUUCAUAUCUGAAAGAAUGUGACAAAACUGAAUUGAAGAAGGCUGCUGAAAAUGUCAUAAAUCUAAUUGUAAAGAUGCUGCAACAAAUAACCAAAACAUCUGACCGUGCCAUCAACACAAUUCUGCAAUUUCUCCAGAAAAUUGACCUGAAAACUCUAAAAAAUGACAUUGCUGAUUGGAUUCAGGAAUUUGAUGCAAAUUAUCAAAUUAAAGCUCAGCUUCAAGAUAUGUUACAAGAACUACAAAUGCAAAUUCAGAAUAUUACUUUUCAGGAAAUCACUAAUGAGUUAAGAAAGCUAAUUAAUUUUAAUGCAAUCAUUGAAAAAUUAGAACAAUAUCUGAAUGCAUAUAAUCAUGAGACAAAGAAGAUAAUUGAGAAUAUGCAUAAGGGGCUUUCCUGGCUGGUGGAGCACUAUGAAAUUGAUGAUAAAAUUAGCAGCAUUAAUGUUGAGAUACAGAAAGUAAUCACUGCAUAUAAAAUUGACUUCUUAGCUCAGAAUGUUUUAAAUGAAACAAUGAACCUCAUUAAAACACUGAAAGUAAAGAACACAAUACAAGGAGUUAUUACCACUCUUAAAAAGAUUCCUGUGAAAUCACACAUUGACACAGCAGUUCAGUACAUUGAUAAAGCAAUUGAACAGAUAGAAUUAUAUGAUUACCAAGCAUUAGUUGACAAGGUUAAUGAGUUCUUCACCACUAUUAUUACUUACUUAAGGCAGUUUGAUUAUAAUGAUUUUGUUAGUCAAAUCAAUGCCCAGAUCCAAAAUAUAAUCAAUACAAUCAAGGAUAAAAUGGAGGAGGUAGAACUAUCACAGAACGUUAAGGCAUUAAAUAAGAGUAUACAGGAAAUUCAGUUGAUAUUCAUGAAUUACGCUGUGCAACUGAAACAGAAAAACUUGAAUGAAUUAAUCAACCCAUUGACAGAUGUGCUCAGAAGUAUAGCUCUACCACUUCGCAGUUUUGUGGAAGCUAUAUAUGGAGACAGAAUUGAGAAACUCUUUGAUCAGAUGAAUAGAAUGAAUAUUAGAGAGGAACUACAAAGAGUUUGGGGUAUUGCUGUGGACUAUUGGAAUGUAUUUAUUGUUCACCUCUCAAAUACAUAUGAUGAAACAGUGAAGGAAAUUAGCAAUUUUGCAGAAAAGUACAAAUUUACAGAAAUAGUGGACCAAGUCUUACAAUAUCUGGAAGAAGGUUUUACUGUUCCAGAACUGGACAUAGGUUUCAUGUCUUUGCCUCAGUUUGAAAUAAGCAUUCGCGCUUUCAGAAUGGCAGAGUUUGAUACUCCAUCAUUUACAGUGCCUCUUACAAAUCUAAGAAUUCAAUCCUAUCAUAUCAACUUAAAGGACUUGCAUAACAUCAACAUUACUGCUAAAAUUACUAUACCAUCAUUUGUUAUCUUGGAUUUAGUAACUGUCCCUGAUUUCACAAUUGAUUUUGAAAAGAUGAAGAAUCUUACUGUCACCUUCAUAAAAAAUGUCUGGAAUUUUGAUUUCUCCAUUGGAGAAUUCAAUAUGUUUUCAGACUUAAGUUUCCUAAAUAUCACCUUGCCAGAUGUGAAAUUUCCUGAAAUAGAUUUCAGUGCAUUGUACAUGCCAGAUAUAAAAAUUCUAAAACUAGAUUUGGACAACUUCAUGUUAGAUGACAUUAAGAUUCCAGAAUUCCAACUUCCUCAUAUUCCUUAUGAAGUAUCAGUUCCUGCAUUUGGGAAACUCACCGGAACAUUUACUAUUAACUGUCCCAUCUAUGGACUUCAUACAAGCGUUGGCAUUCACAACACUACAGUUGUUCAAAACAGCCCCAAAGUUCUGGCUUUUAUCACGGCAAAGAGCAAGUCAAGUAUCAACAUCUUAUCCUUUGACUUUGAAGCAAAUGCCCAACUGUCAUCUCCUGAGCAAACUCAGUUGGAACUCAGUGAAAGGAUAACACUUCACCACAGUGCUAUCAAUGUUGCUCACAUGGGUGAUCUUACUUUCACAAGACCCUCUGUGAUUUCAACAGCAAGGACAAAUAUAACAAUUACUACUGAAGCCUACAAUGCAGAACUAAUAAAUACUUUAAAAGGAACUAAAAUGGAGACACAUUAUAAACACAAGCUCACUAUUCCACGGCAACCAUUCUCAAGCAGAGUUUCUCUACGUAACAUUGUUCAAACCUCUGUUGAUGAAACAAAUGCAGCCCUGUCUGUCACAACGUUUGGGAAUGGAAAAUUGAAUUUUCAGAACUUCUCCGAUGAAGGAACACACAAAAGUGAACUGAAGUUAAAUUUGAAUGCAGUUGCUCUAGUAAUGACAUUCUUGGGUGACACCAACACCAAAUACGUAACACUGAAAGAAAACUUCAAGACUGAGAUCUUUUCUUCAUUUAAUGCCAAAUUCAAUUUGAAUGCAGAAACAAAUUUGGAUCGCUUUGUUCGUUGUGUCAUCAAUGCAAAUGGUAAAGCAGAUCUAGCAAUGUUAAAGAUGGAAUUGGUGGGAUCUCACAGAUCUGAACUUAAUGGUUUGGCAAUAGGUCCAGUGGAAAAUUCAUUUCACUUCACAGCAGAACCAUUUGCAAUUGACUUUAGAGCAAAGAAUAAUGCCAAUGUAAAGCUUUCUUUCCCUUUCACACUCACUGGCAAGAUAGAAUACAUGAAUAACUAUGCACUGACACUGAAUCCUAAUGAACAGCAAUUCUCAUGGCAAGUAAAUUCUUCAUUCAAUCAAUACAGAUAUACGCAUGACAUUUUUGUAGGUAAUAGUGAGGAAAGUAUCAAUAUUCAUCUUAGACUGAAUGGUGAUGCAAGUCUUGAUUUCCUAGCUUUACCUGUUUCCAUCCCUGUUUGUUCAUUACUUCCUUGUACCACCCGCAAACCUCCUGUUGUUACCUUUUCAUUAUGGGAACAAACUGGACUGAAGUCCUUCUUGAAAACAACCGAACAGUCAAUUAGUUUAAGCAUAAAGACUGAAUACAAAAAGAACAAAGACUUUCAUAAUUUCAAGCUAAACAUGAAGCCAGUUUAUAAUCAGAUUAACGAUUAUCUUCUAUUCUUUGAUGCAAGAUUUGAACAGGCAAGAAACAGAAGCUUGAACUUACUAGAGAAAGCAGUGUCUGGUAGAUUGCAAGGAAAUCCUUCAGGUAAAAUGCUUCAUAUACCAGGGUAUACCAUACCAGGACUGAAGAUUGAAGUAUCCCCCUAUAGACUAGAAAUCCCAACAUUCAGAUUUGUUACUGCUAGAACUAUUACAACGUCUAUAUUUAAACUUCCCAUCAUCAACUUUAUUAUGCCUUCAUACACUUUUGUCAUACCAUCUCCUGAGUUAACAUUAGAACAUAUACCUCAAAGUUUAUAUACAUUGACAUUUCCAAAGAUCAAAAUGCCUCGUGUACAAGAUACCAUCAAGAUUCCUGCUAUGGGCAAUUUGACUUCUGAUUUCUCACUCAAAUCAAGUCUAGUGACUCUGAACGCUCAUGUUGAACUUUUCAACCAGACAGACAUAACUGCUCGCUAUAGUGUCUCAUCUUCAUCAACCUUCACUUCAAACUUCAAAGUAGAAGGGACAACAAGCAUGGCAAGACGGCGAGGUCUGAAACUAGCAACAACUAUUUCUGUUGAUCAUGACAUUAUUCGUGGAAACCAUAACAACACCAUAAAUUUAACAAAGAGGAAUGUUCAAGGUUCAGUAAGUACUUUCGUAUCAAUUAAACAUGACACUCUUGAUCUUACCUUCAAACAUGAACUGAAAGGAAAAGCAAAGUCAAAGCCUAACCUGCUAUCAAAGAUGUCUCUUGACUACAGACUGUCCAUGCCUUUGAAAAUUAAUGUUCAAGGAAAUGCAUCCCAUUCUGUUACCUUAGCAGACAUUACGUCUUCCUUGAAUUUAGAAACUUCAACUAAUGCACAUAUUGAAGCAACUGUGCAAUCGAAAAACAAUUUUUCUGGCAGCUUGAACAGUGGCUCAAGUAUUUAUCUUGAUUCAAAUAAUAUUCAUUCCAAUGUAAAACUUGAAUUAGGUUCAUCCAUUGAUACUGCUUCUGGCAAUUCUUGGAAGAUUGCAACAAAUGAAAACUUUACUAUGGAAGCAUCCACAGCUCAUCUUAUUGCCGUCUUGGAUCAUUCUGCUGAUAAUUUCAUAAAAUAUGUACCAACAGUCAACACAAAUGGCCAUCAAAAAUCUAAAAUUACAUUAGAAUUAUCAUUCUGGAGUUUGGCUGCUGAGUUGCAAAGUGAGAUUUAUCAACUCAAUAAUGGAUUGCAUCUGGCAGAUAUACAACAUGAUGUGGCUGUAACUGUCGAACCAACGACCCAAGAAGUGAAAUGGAAUAAUAAUGGUCACCUCUUUUCAGUAGCUUUCAGUGAUAAAGUGGAAAUGUUAAACAAUGAAGAAAAAAUGCAUCUUGGCAUGACUGGUUCCCUACAGGGAUAUUUGGAUUUUUUGAAAGAAAUUGAGCUUCCAAUAUAUGAAAAGAGUUUGUGGGACAUACUGAAAUUUGACUUGACUACUAGCGAAGAGAAGCAACAAUACUUAAAUGUAUCUGCAUCGGUGGACCUUAUGAAGAACGAAAACUACUUAAUUAUCCCUUUGCCAGUGCAGGUAGUAGCCGAUGGUCUAAAGAUAAAUAUUCCUGAGAUUACCCUUCGUGUUCCCGAUGCAAUCAAAAAUGCACCAGAAAUGAUUGCCAAUAAUCUAUUUCUACAGAUGGAAAAAAAUCACAUUCCUAAUGAAGUUGAGGUUCCAGAAAUCAAAAUACCCCUGAUAAACAUUAUUGUGCCAUCCUACAAGUUUCAGCUUUCAGAACUAAAACUGCCCAGAGUAAUCAUCACUCCCCAAUUUACAGUCCCAUACACUACCCUUCAGGUACCAUCAUACACCAUUAAUUUGACAAAUAUUGUUAUCCCGUCAGACAUAAAUGUUCAUCCAUUUGACAUAUUAUUGCCACAUUUGAUUGCAGUUAACAUAUCUAAUGUGAACCUUCAUUCAGCUUAUACUGAACUUAAGCAGUACCUUACUGUCUCAAAAUUCAAAAUCACAAUUUCUCAGUUCACUCUACCAAAGUCCUUUGGAAAUUACCUGGAUCUGGACCUUAUUACAAAGCAAAUUGCAGACUUUGAGCUACCAACAAUAACAAUCCCAGCAAAAACAGUGGAGAUUCCAGCACUGAAGUCAGCACUACCUCUAGCACUUGUUCUACCAUCAUUCAAGUCUUUCACUGGAAAAGUCAACGUUUUGUCUCCGAUAUAUAAUACGUCAUGGACUACAACUGUGAAAUCAGAUCAAAAUAAAGCAGAUAUCUUAACUGCGUUAGUGGAAGCAACAUCCAGUUCCACAUUACGGUUUCUGGAAUAUGACUUAAGUGCAAACAUAACUUUACGUAAUAUCAACAAUACCUACAAUCUUCUUGAAACGUAUGCAUUAUCCCAUCCUGACUUAAGUGUUGACUGGCAACAGAAUUGGAUUUUUGAUUAUUUUGGACUAGCAAGUUAUCUGAAAAUAGAUGUCAAGAGCCCAACGUUCACAGACCUGAGCAUUUGGAUGUGGCAGAAUAAUGGUAGAAUUUCUUCAUCAGUCUCCUCUCCAUCUACUGGAUUCUUAGGAAUGAUAAUCGAGAAGAAAAUGCCAAAUGUUCUGUAUGCAAAGCUAUAUGUCCAUAAACCAAAAUCUUCUGACUUAGUUAUUUUGGAUAGUAAAGUCUCACUUGAGAACCCUGAAAAUAUUCAAGUGGAGUUCAACUGGAGUAAUAAUAUUACCACAGAUAUGGCGAAUGGCUUAAAGGACAGAAUACCCAAGAUGAUUCAAGCCAUCUAUAAUUGUGUAAACAAGUAUCACACAGAGCAUCUCGGAAUAGAAAUGAGUGCUGUCUCCUCAAAAGCUAAAGACAUGAUGAAACAGAAUGUCGAUAAAGUAUACAGAAAAGCAAUCAAUGGCCUUAAGGAGUUAGAUGGUCACCUCCAGUCUACUGUUGAUCGUAUUUCUUCAGAAUAUCAGUCGCUGAAAGAAACAACAAAUACAUUUUACAAAGGAGCAGCAGCCAAAGUAACAAAUGUAGACAUUGAGCAAGAGGUCGCCACAUUACUGGACAUGAUUUCAAAUUUAACAAAAGAGUAUCAGACUAAGUUGCAGGACUUAAUUAGUGAAGCAAUUAAGUUUCUAAAAUACACUAAAUUACAACUGCCUGGACUUGGCAGUCAGUUUACAGGACAAGAGCUUUACAAUAAGUCCAUAGAUCAGGCAACACAAUUUAUGAACAAAUUCAAUAACUUUAUCAAAGUAGAUCUUAGAAAUGCAGUCAAAUACGUGAAACGGUUUGAGAUGAGAUUCCCUUCUAAUGAUACAAUUGUGAAAGUUUCAGAAAUACUUUCUCUCAUAGAAACGUUUCUUAAAGAAGUUGAAAUGAACAUGCUUGAACUUUUAAGUAUCAUGAAUAAUCUUGACAUUGAACAAUAUCUAAACAGCAUUACACAGGCAGACUUAGUGACUAUGAACUUCAACUCUGUGAAAGCACAAGUAAUCCAGUUAUACAAUGAAACCGUGAAUUUUCCAUAUGCAGAUCAGUUGCAAUCAAAUGCAGAUCACUUGAAAGAAUACCUUCUAAAGCUUGUUGAAGAAAACGAAGUCUUCCUUCCAGAAAAGAUUCGGGAAGCAGGAUUUCACAUGGUGCCAUUUUUUGAUGAAUAUAUUCCUCAAUCCUUGUUUAACUAUACAGAAAAGUACAAAGAAAUUGAAGAUAAGUUAAUCGAGUGGUUGAACAGAAUAAUGAAGUAUAUAAAAGAUGAAGGUCCAAGAAUAAUUGAUACCAGUGUUAGACAUAUCAGUAGUUUGAAGCAUGAAGUUACAAAAUUCAUGGCAAAUUCUACAGUAUUUUUCAAUGACUAUUUCAAGGUUAAGCAGGCUUACUUUCAAGAAAUUAGUGAAAAAGUAAUUCCUAACUAUUUUCAAGCAGCCAAAAAUGUUCUGGGUGAUGUGUUUACAGAGAUCAAGAAUAACACAGUUAGCUAUAAAAGGACAAUCAAAACUAAAUUAGAUGAAGCUAUUGUUUACUUAAAUGGAAGCUAUGAAAAUGCAAUUGCUCAAGCAAAAUACACAGUUGAUUGGUUUAUUGAAAACUGGAACCAAUUUACUGAAUACCUAUUUAGGUUUUUGGAACAGAUUGCAAACAAACUGACUGAUGAAAUGAAGUCAUACGUGCAAAUGCAACCUGAACAGCUUAUAAUUAAUGUUCCAAACCAUCUUAACUGGAAAUCAUUUGAUGAUAUGCCACAAUUGAAAGAAGGAACAUUGAACCAGUUAAAUGUAACAACUACCAAAGAACGGCAGGCUUUUCAAAGAACAUGGGAACGUGUUAUGGGGAACUAUCAGAAAGAUAAAAAGAUGCUGAAGGGAAAAACAACAAAGAGCAACAAAUCGACAUUUUAAAAUUUGUCUGAAUAUUUAAAGUUGUUGUGAAUCAAACAAUGUAACAUGAAUAAUGUACAUGCUUGUGAAUGAACAAUGAACAAUCACAUGUUAUUUCAACUUUCUAAUGAAAAUAAACAUAAACUUCUUAA